AUGCCAAGUCUUCCUGCAGAAACCACCAUAUCAGAUAACGCAACGCCCACAAGCAAUUCUGUCAUUCCAUCUGACAACCUUGAGUCCCGUGGACCACCAGAGGAGAAGAAGAAACAAGCACGACACCGUAAACAAACUCGAAGAAAUGUGGAUUCCAAAAUACCUUUAGGGACUCGAGUCUCUGAAAGAGGACAGACUGGGAGUUCUCCUGAAGGCCAUAGACGUCAGAACAAUGCUGGACGGCGAAACGCUUUCCAACGAAAAGUAGGAGGGCAAGAUGGUGUUAUUGCUGCCGAUGAGAGCACAGGCGAACCGUCGGGCCACUCUUCGCCACCCGAUCCCAUUACAGGGCACACCGGGGUUGAACGUGGGUCAGGCAGACGAGGCCGAGGAAGUGGACGCGGACAGGACAAACCCACCGUUCCUCCGCGGGGAGGACGAAGGAAGAAAAUCAACGCAAAACUGACUGAAGCUGAUACCGAGACACCCUCGGAGGGCUUCCGGCAGCCUGCACCGCGCAAAAGGACUAAGGCCGACACUCUGAUCAACAGACUCAUCGAUUCUCUUAGCAUAUCUCCUUACGCAGAUUGCCCAAUUUGUUUCAACGCCAUUCAUCCUGCUCAACCGAUAUGGAGCUGCUCCCCGACUAGUUCUCGUGAUUCUGCUUCUGCGAAUGAUGCUGAAAUUGUGCCUGGUGAUACACAAUGCUGUUAUGCUCCAUUCCACCUGAAAUGCAUCAAGUCCUGGGCUUCAAAAUCGGUCAAGGACAUGCGUGAUGCAUACCUCGCAAGAGGAGAAUUGGGAAAAGAAGGAGAGUGGCGCUGUCCCGGCUGCCAGCGCAAACGGUUAAAAGUCCCAAACUCAUAUUUAUGUUUCUGCGGUUCAACUCCGGAUCCACGACCUCCACGUCUAGCUACACCUCAUAGCUGUGGAAACCCUUGUUCUCGUCCGCGCCCUUGUAAUCAUGCAUGCCCUCUUGCCUGCCACCCAGGACCAUGUCCACCAUGUCAAAUCACAAUACAGAUGUCGUGUCACUGUCGUCGACAAAUGAAGUCAUUCAGAUGCUCAGACCUGGCAGCAAACAGGAAUUCAGGGGCAUCGACAGCAGAGUUAUCUUGUGGGAGCAUUUGUGGAAAGGGGCUCGGGUGCGGAACGCAUUCCUGCCCAAAAUUAUGUCAUACAGGUCCUUGCGAAGAAUGCCCAAUCGUCGAGGCAGGGAGAUGCUAUUGCGGUAAAAGCUCAAAGUCGCUUAAGUGUGGAGAGGGUGAACAGAAGGACUGUUCUAUCAGGAACGACGAUGGUAUUCUGGAAGAGUGGGAUGGUAGAUUUGCUUGUGCAGAGCCUUGUGGACGGCCGUUUGACUGUGGCGUACACAAAUGCGUGAGGCCAUGCCAUCCGCCUUCUACGUCUGCACCGCAAUGUCCACGCGCCCCAUCCCUCGUCACGCAUUGCCCAUGCGGAAAGAGGCUACUGGAGGAGCUUGAAGGCGGUCUACGGAUGAAAUGUUCGGACUCGAUUGCGACAUGCGGAAAUACGUGCAUGAAGAAACUAGACGGAUGCAAGCAUGUUUGCUCUGCACCUUGUCACGUCGGACCAUGUCCGCCGUGCGCUAUCCUUCUAAUUAUUCCCUGUCGCUGCGGAUCGACGACACGCGCUGUCAAGUGCCACGAAAGCACUUCAUCGUCUUCGACGGAUAUCAUCUGCGAUAAGCCUUGCACCGCCCUCCGUGCUUGUGGACACCACCGCUGUAAUCGUCUAUGUUGUCCACUCGCAGCGUUGGACAGUGGUACAAAGGGUAAGAAGAAAGGCAAAACGAAAGGACAACCUUAUCAAGCUGUCGAAUUGGAGCUUGGAGACGAGGCACGCUGGCACGAGUGUGAUCUGAUUUGCGGGAAAAUGUUGGGUUGCGGGAACCAUUUUUGUGAGGAGAGAGAUCACCGAGGACUGUGUCCACCCUGCCUAAGGUCUUCAUUUGAGGAGAUGAUUUGCCAUUGUGGACAGACCAUCAUUGAACCGCCAAUCCCUUGUGGAACACGGAUCAGCUGUCAUUACCCAUGUUCCCGUCCACCUCCGCCUUGCGGACAUCCCAAAGCAACUCACACAUGUCAUGAAGAUCCGACUCCAUGUCCUCCGUGCAUAUUCUUGACAACAAAGACGUGUGCUUGUGGAAAGAAUUUUGUAGACAACAUAAGAUGCUCUCAGGAGAAGGUGUCGUGUGGAACUACGUGCGGAAGGCUUCUGGACUGUGGUUUUCAUCAUUGCCAACGAACCUGUCAUGACGGGGACUGUGGUACAUGCACAUCUAUGUGCGGAAAACCUCGUAAAUUAUGUCUCCCUGCUCAGCAUGCAUGCACUACCCCGUGUCACGCUCCAGCGGCAUGUUCAGAGGAUGAGCCGUGUCAGGCAUUAAUCACUCUGCGUUGCCCUUGCGGGAGGCAGCAGCAGCCUUCGCAGUGUGGCCGUAGUAUCUCAAACCCCGCAGGCCGUGAAAUAACACAACAACUGAAAUGUACUAAUGAGUGUGGUAUUGCAAAACGAAAUGCUCGCCUUGCAGAGGCACUUGGAAUUUCGAAGGAGGUGCAAGAUAGGGAUAGCCAACGACCCGUGACGUAUUCAAACGAGCUUAUAGCAUUUGCGCGUGCGAAUACCAAGUUCUGUACCGUGGUUGAGAAAUCAUUUGUAGACUUUGUGAGCUCGGAGAGAAAGUCUCAAAUUCUGCCUCACAUGCACGAAGGACGGAGGAAAUUCGUUCACGAUCUUGCUGGCAUAUAUAGGAUGGACACUCAGAUAGUUGAUCAGGAGCCUCAAAGAAGCGUUCAGUUGAUUCGUCGGAUCGACACCCGGAUACCGAAGCCUCUGCUAUCGAGCGUAGUAAAUCCACCUUCUACUCUAGGCAAGCUUGCGGAUCUGCGAUCAUCUACACAUACUAGUGCACCGGUAGCGCGACCGAGCUCGGCGUCGUCAAAUCCUCCUCUUGGCCCACAAAGCUCGAGCGCAGGACGCGGGUGGACAGCUGUAGUAGCUAAUCCAGCCCCACAACCGCCUGCGUCCGCCUGGAAUGCACCGACCAGACCGGCUAAAACGAGAACGAAUAAUGGGGAAGAGGUCUCGUCGCGGUUGACUCCGAUGGGACGGGCGAGCACACCUACUGCGGUGGGACAGACGUAUGGUACACCUGUUCCGGAGAGUUGGGAGAAUGAUGAAGCCUAGUCGGGAUUAUCUACAACUGCACACUCCCAAUUACAAACCAACUGACCCGAUGAGGGAUAAGGAAUGAUUCAGUUUUGUGGUAUGGAGGUUAGCAGGCAGAUUCCUUCUCAUGUCUCUGUGCAGGAUACUUGCCUUGCUUACAAACAUCCAUCCUUGUGAAAAAUGCAAAUGCAUUCUAAUAUGUAGAAGUUGGACGAAUUGUGAUGUAGGAUAUACAUAUAUAGCUUGUGAUGGCAAUUUACACUGGCAAUGCCGAAG
Molecule: messenger RNA, 3468 nt
Organism: Fomitiporia mediterranea MF3/22
Lineage: Eukaryota; Fungi; Basidiomycota; Agaricomycetes; Hymenochaetales; Hymenochaetaceae
Exons: 12
Coding region: 1-3210 (1069 amino acids)
Biological process (GO): negative regulation of transcription by RNA polymerase II
Cellular component (GO): nucleus
Molecular function (GO): DNA-binding transcription factor activity, RNA polymerase II-specific; zinc ion binding; RNA polymerase II transcription regulatory region sequence-specific DNA binding
Source: RefSeq, a predicted model, not a curated record